GAGAUCUACUUCUAGAGGUCUGUCAGUCCGUCUAUAAAUGGUACCAUCCAGCGUUUAAUAUCAUCCAUCGUCCCCGCGAUCAAAGCAGACUAGUAUAGCAGCAUAAGAUCUAGCAAUGGCGACUGCCACUGAAAAACAUAAACCACCAUUACCACUCCAUUCUCACAGGUUCUUGCGUCGCAGAUACUUUAACCGUGCAUUUGCAGCUAUCUACAUACUUUCCUUCUUAGCUCUACUAUACCACCAUACACUCGCGCUAUCUAAAGAGACCAAAACCUUAGUUUCCAUCUCUGUAUCCAUCUCCUUGCUUAUAGCUGAUCUUUUUCUUUUUUUCAUGUGGUCCACGACGCAGUGUUUUCGCAUGAAUCCACUAGUUCGUAAAGUUUUUCCUGAAAAUCUAGAGAAAGUGGUUUCCAGGGAAAGUUUUCCUGCUUUGGACAUAUUCAUAUGUACUGCAGAUCCAUACAAGGAGCCGCCUUUGACUGUUAUUAACACGGCCUUAUCAGUUAUGGCUUAUGAUUACCCAACCCAAAAGAUUUCUGUUUAUGUAUCGGAUGACGGAGGUUCACAGCUUACUUUGUUUGCUUUCUUGGAGGCUGCAAAAUUUGGUAGACAUUGGUUACCUUUCUGCAGGGAAAAUAGCAUCAUGGAGAGGUGCCCGGAUGCUUACUUCAGCUCUAACUAUUCAGCAAACUCUAAAACUCAACAUAUCAAGAUGAUGUAUGAGAAGAUGAAGAUGAGGGUAGAAAGUGCGGUGGCGAAAGGUGAGAUAGCGGAUGAGUACAUCACCAGCGAGCAAGAGCGCACGGCUUUUAGUAAAUGGACUCCAGGAUUCACUCGACAACAACAUCCUUCUGUGGUUCAGGUCUUGCUGGACAGUCGUCAGGACAGAGACAUAACUGGAGAUUCGAUGCCAAAUCUCAUCUACCUUUCCCGAGAGAAAAGCAAGACAUCCCCGCAUCAUUUUAAGGGUGGUGCCCUCAAUGCCUUGCUUCGUGUAUCGGCAGUUUUGACCAACGCACCUGUAAUUCUCACACUGGACUGCGACAUGUUCUCCAACGAUCCACACACAGUCCAACGGGUUCUAUGUCUCUUCAUGGACCAUUCAGUUCGGCCCAACCUCGGCUACAUACAGUUGCCACAGGUAUUUAACGGGCUGAACAAGGCUGACAUCUAUGGUUGUGAGUUCAAGCCACUAUUUCAAAUGAAUCCUCGCGGCAUGGAUGGGCAGAAAGGCCCAAACUACUAUGGCACUGGAUGCUUUUUCGUUCGACGGGCUUUCUUUGGCGGACCAUCAUCAUGUGUUCAGCCAGAGAUCCCAGAACUGAGUCCAGACCAAGGUGUCAAGGAGCCCAUUAUGUCUGAAAAAAUUUUAAAGCUUGCCAACCUGGUAGCUGGCUGCAACUACGAGAACCACACCAACUGGGGCUCUAAGAUAGGAUUCAAAUACGGUUCUUUGGUGGAGGACUACUACACUGGUUAUAGGCUUGUUUGCGAGGGAUGGCAGUCAGCAUUUUGCGAUCCUGAGAGGCCAGCUUUUCUUGGGGACAUACCCAUCUCCCUAAAUGAUGCCUUGAGCCAAACCAAGCGAUGGUCCGUAGGACUACUGGAGGUGGCUUUCUCCAAGUAUAGCCCAAUAACAUUUGGGGUCCAGGCAGUUGGGUUUCUGGAGGCUCAUUGUUUCGGCCAUUAUGCUUUCUGGCCUGUUUGGUCCGUUCCCGUCGCCAUCUAUGCCUUCCUUCCCCAGCUCACUCUCCUCAACAAUAUGCCCAUCUUUCCCAAGGUAUCUGAUCCAUGGUUUUACCUGUACGCCUUUUUAUUUCUCGGGGCAUACAUACAAGAGUGCCUCGAUUUCAUUUUAGCCAAAAGCACAUUCGAGAGGUGGUGGAACGAACAAAGAAUGUGGCUCAUCAGAGGCCUAACAUCAUACCUGUUUGGAACCAUUGAAUUCUUCUCCAAACUUGUAGGCAUUCCAACGCAGGGUUUCAAUGUCACAAGUAAAGUAGUUGAUGAUGAACAAGGCAAAAGAUAUGGUCAGGGCAUAUUCGAAUUUGGGGUUCCGUCACCAAUGUUUCUGCUGUUAUCAGUGGCUACAAUUAUCAAUUUGAUCGCCUUUCUUGGCGGUUUCCUGGAGGUGCUGAGGGGAGGAAACUUGGAUGGUUUGUUUGUCCAGUUGUUUAUUGCUGGUUUCGCGGUAUUGAAUUCCUUGCCACUUUACGAGGCCAUGGUCCUGAGAGCUGAUAAAGGCAAAAUGCCUACCAAAACCACCAUCAUUUCGGCUUUUAUUGCUUUGGGUCUUUGUGUUAUGAGUUCUUUCAUGCUCCAGACCUAGUAAGGGAUAUUUUUCCUUUGUUGCUAAUGUAUCCGGGAUUAGAAAGAUCUAAAUGAAUACUUGCAGAAUAUCCUGAUAUA
This is a messenger RNA of Coffea eugenioides, 2412 nucleotides long. Its product is annotated as cellulose synthase-like protein G3. Gene Ontology annotation, biological process: cellulose biosynthetic process; plant-type primary cell wall biogenesis. Lineage: Eukaryota; Viridiplantae; Streptophyta; Magnoliopsida; Gentianales; Rubiaceae. The record is from RefSeq and is a predicted model, not a curated record. Gene Ontology annotation, cellular component: trans-Golgi network; plasma membrane. Gene Ontology annotation, molecular function: cellulose synthase (UDP-forming) activity; mannan synthase activity. The coding region runs from base 116 to 2332 and encodes 738 amino acids. The transcript is spliced from 6 exons.